This is a messenger RNA of Microsporum canis CBS 113480, 1602 nucleotides long. Its product is annotated as F-box protein. The transcript is spliced from 2 exons. Gene Ontology annotation, molecular function: protein binding. Lineage: Eukaryota; Fungi; Ascomycota; Eurotiomycetes; Onygenales; Arthrodermataceae. Gene Ontology annotation, cellular component: SCF ubiquitin ligase complex. The record is from RefSeq and is a predicted model, not a curated record. Bases 1 to 1602 code for a protein of 533 amino acids. Gene Ontology annotation, biological process: SCF-dependent proteasomal ubiquitin-dependent protein catabolic process.
AUGGAUAAAGGAAAAGAAGAAGACGAGUUGGAGUCCUUUCGCCGCCAGUGGCUGGAAGAAGUGAGGACCAGGCACCCGGCACAGCCGGCGCCAGAAGCCAGACCGACGGAGAGGAAGAUAUCACUACCUCCCCAGACACAGGUACAGCUGCCACAGGAACCAGAAGACGAGGCGGAUUAUGACAGCCAUGCCAAGGUGGAUACGUCCGAACUAGAUGGGGAGUUUAGGUCGUUGGAACUGGGAAGCCAGAAGGCGGAGGAGAAGGAUCCCCAGUCAGCCCUGGAGCACUUUGAACGGGCCAUCGAGAAGGAAGAUCAGGGCAGGUUGGGCGAUAGUCUGACCUUGUAUCGGAAGGCAUAUCGUCUGGAUGCAAAAGUCGACCAAGCAUACAGCAAGAAGCACCAUGCCCAUGCCCAUGCCAGACAUCAUGCACCGCCAGCAUUGACGUCUACAUCGGCACAGCCAUCGACGGGGGAGAAAGUGGACGUAUCAUCGUUUGCCAAUCUUCCAAUCCUCCCCGCUGAGCCACUUAUAGAAAACACCCCUCCUCCGCCAUGUCCCAUUGCCCGUCUCCCUUCCGAGGUGCUGAUAGAGAUACUCAAGCACGCAGCCCUACUCGAUCCAGCUCUGUUUUGUCGCUUGUCUCUCGUCUGCAAACGCCUGGCUUACCACUUCGCGCAUGAGCAGCAUAUAUGGCGUCGGUUGUGUCAGGGUGCCGAGUUCGGCCUCGCUUCCAUGCAUUACUCCUUUGCCUGUCAAAUCAAUGGCUCUCCAAUAGAUAAAGGGCACAUCCUCGACCCGGACAAGGACUCUCAGAUCCUACACUCGCAUCCUUUCACGGCUCAGAUAACGGCUACCAUACCAAAGCCUCUCACUAGCUGGUCCCAUGUGUUUCAAGCUUUUCCUCGGCUGCGCUUUACCGGCGUCUACCUCAGCACUGUCAACUAUAUGCGUCCGGGUGCAAACUCGGCCAUGCAAAGCGUCUCAUGGAACUCGCCUAUCCACAUUGUGACGUAUUAUCGAUAUCUACGCUUCUAUCCUGAUGGUACCGUCUUGUCCUUGCUCUCUACCACUGAGCCUGUAGAGGUCGUCCACCAUCUCACCAGGGAGAAUAUUGAUGUUCUGGCUGCCAGUUCUGCAGGAAAGAAGCACACAAGACAUGUUUCUGACACCCCGGCACCGGCACCCCAGUCGGCAUCGACAACCAACCCGAUGACACCAGCUGCCGCCGCUGCGUUGAAACAUACAUUGCGUGGACGAUGGAGGCUUGCCCCGCCAGUAGUGACGAAUACAUCGACCACAAAUCCAGAUGCAGCCGCGCAGACUUCAAGCUCCCAACGGCCCAACAUGGAGCCCCCGUCCGCCUCCACUUCGGACCCACGCGAUCUAUUCAUCGAGACUGAAGGCGUAGAUCCAAAGUAUACUUAUACAAUGCACCUGGCCCUUCGGUCUGCGGGUUCGCAUAAAUCCAAAAAUACAAAACUUAUAUGGAAGGGUUUCUGGAGUUACAAUCGUCUCACUGACGACUGGGCUGAGUUUGCUCUUAGAAAUGAUCGCUCUUUUGUCUUUAGAAGGGUCAAAGGGUGGGGUUUGUCUGGGUAG